Molecule: messenger RNA, 5453 nt
Organism: Coregonus sp. 'balchen'
Lineage: Eukaryota; Metazoa; Chordata; Actinopteri; Salmoniformes; Salmonidae
Source: the annotation of a GenBank genome assembly
AUGAGCGGAAACAGGAGAGAGCACUCCGGAGGAUACAUGAACUGGCCGAACAACGCAGAGAGGUCCAAUGGUGGGUACAUACGUCGCUGAACAUUCCAGGAUAUGAUUCAUCAUAGAUUAUUGGUUGAAGUGUGAUCUGUCACAGAUAAUGUAUAGCAGGGUCCUGAGUCUUAACAUGUGAAGUUGGAGUCAGAAAACUAGACAUACCAGUUCUGAUAAUAAUGAAUUCAUUUCAACCAGAUUUGCCCACUGGUUAGCCUACAUUUUUAUACACUGUGUAUCAUUUUGAUGUAUGGGGAAAUUCAGAUGUCUAGGGAUGAGUCCUUGCUUGAGAUACAUGAAUCACGAGCGUUGAUAUCAUUAAGGGAUUCGCCUACAACAAUUGAGUUCCAUGCACGUAUGAAUAUGGACUUGCGGACAUUCAUUCAAAUGUUUAAUUUUUCUAUGUUUCAGCGCUCCAGGCAGUGGCCCCAAGUUCAAGUCAACUACGGUGGCAGUGGAGGGCAGUUUCAGAGACAGCUGUACCGAUGGACCUUCAGAGGAGACCAACAACUCCUCAGUGCUGGAGACAGGGACCCAAAACCACACCAGCGCCAGCACUGGUCUGGCCACCAACAGCAGGACCCAGCAGACACUGUACUGGCCUUACACAGGAAAGGCCAAGAAACAGACUUACAACAAGCAUAAAAUAGCAUUCUCAUUCUCCUUCCCAAAGAAAGCAUCCGUGAAGCUGAAAUCUUCGGCCUCCGUGUUCUGUGAGAACACAGAGGAGGGUUCCAAAGAAUGUAUCAGAAGACAGAAGCUCAGAAUGCCCCUUGUUGCGCUGAACAUUCCGGACUCUCCUACUGCAGAGGAAAAGGGACUGUGUCAUGGGACUGUGAAGGCUAUUGGCACUCAGCCUGGUGAUCUCAGCCCAAACAGUGUUCGUUUUAGUCAGGGGAGCCAGAGGUCAUCAGAUGCACUAGCCAGGUCUGACAUCCCCAUGCCACCACUGGCCUCACAUCUGUGUUCUGUGCUAGUUAACUCUGAGGAUAUGGCCAGACCUUAUAUGUCCUCUGUCUCCCAAUUACCUGCCUCCCCUUGUCACAUUCCCCCAGACGACCCAGACACAGUACUAGAUACACAGAACUCUGAGGAAACUCAGAGAAACAGCCCAACAGAGGCUGAGCCGGAAACAAGCAAACACCAACAAGCUCAUAAAGUAGAGGAGAGCGUCUGGGGGGAAGAGGACUCCUCCAUUAGCAGUUCCUCUUCUGAGGUCAUCCCCGGUUCUGAUGGUCCCCCUGAGAACCAGUCCUCCUCCUCUCAGUCCUCUCAGUGUCCUGGGACUGUGAGCGAGGAAGAGAAAGAAGAAGACAUUACGGUAGUGAAGACCCUGUCGUGUCUUUUCACCAAGCCCAGCCAGCCGUUCUUCUCUGUGCUCAGCAGAGAUGGAAACACUGUUCUCCAGUGGCCUUCAGAGAUGCUGACCUUCACCAGGACAGAGCCCCGUCUCACCUACAGCUGCAACCCCCUCCAUUUUGACUUUAGGGCCUCGCAGCAGUGGCAGAGCAGGGCGAAGGUUAGUGUUGGUGACAGUCAGAGUAAGUUAUCUGUGGCUUGGUGUAUCAGCUCAACCUCUGUCUGCGCUGAGGAACCAACAGAUGUUGACAACAAGCACAACAACAAAGCCUACUCUGGCCCAGACCAUCAUAGCCCUAUCAGAGACGACAGGGAGGAUUGUCUCAUAUGUGAGCACCACAUGAGUGAUACAGACUCAGAAAGCUGCAGCUUGCGUCCUCAGAGACACAGCAGAGUCUACAGCAGAGGGGGAUAUAGUGGGCACUCCAAAAGUAGGACUCAUUCCGGCAAGAGAGCAGCAGGCGGCGAGAAAUGGAAAUCCAGAGACAGGCACCAUUACAGGAGCCACAAGAAGAAGGGGAGGAGGAGGAGGAGGAGGAGGAGAGGAGGGGAGGAUGAGGAAGAAGAGGAGUUGCGCAGAGAGAGAGAGACGGAGAGGGAGAGGGAGACGGAUGGAGGGUUGGAGAGCAAUGCAGAGAAAUGCAACAAAUUCCAGAGACGGUCUGAGUGUUGGGAAGGACUUGAUAGCCAAUUUAGAGGCCCCACUUCACAGCAAGUGCAGCCAUUAGGGAAGUUAAAGCAUCCAAUCGGCAGUGGAUGCGCUGCUCCCUUCGCCGCCGAGGACAGGGAGAGGGAGAGGGAGGGGGAGAGGGGGGAGGGGAGAGGGAGAGGGAGAGGGAGGGGGAGAGGGAGAGGGAGAGGAGGGGGAGGGGGAGGGAGAGGGAGAGGGGGGGAGAGGGUGAGGGAGAGGGUGAGGGAGACGGAAGAGGGAGAGGGAGAGGGAGGGGAGAGGGAGGGGGAGAGGGAGAGGGAGAGGAGGGUGGAGAGGGAGAGGAGAGGGAGAGGGGAGGGAGAAGGGGAGGGGAGAGAAGGGGGGUGGUGAGAAGGGAGGGGGAGGGAGAGGGAGAGGGAGAGGAGGGGAGAGGGAGAGGAAGGGGGAGGGGGAGAAGGGGAGGGUGGUGGAGAUGGGAAGGGAGAGGGAGAGGAGAGGGAGAGGGAGAGGGGAGAGGGAGAGGGAGAGGGAGGGGGAGAGGGAGAGGGGGACGGGUAGAGGAAGGGGGGAGGGGGAGAGGGGAGAGGAGAGGGGAGGGAGAGGGAGAGGGAGAGGGAGGGGGAGGGGGAGAGGGAGAGGAGAGGGAGAGGGAGAGGGAGAGGGAAGAGGGAGAGGGAGGGGGAGGGGGAGAAGGUGAGGGUGGUGGAGAGGGAGAGGGAGAGGGAGAGGGAGAGGGAGAGGGUGGUGGAGAGGGAGAGGGUGAGGGAGACGGAGAGGGUGGUGGAGCGGGAGAGGGAUGUAGAAAGAGAGAGGGAGGAGGAGAGAAGCAGACAGGAAACAGCAGGCAGUGUAAACGGCUCAGCAGGCAGGCUCUCGGAUGAAAAGGUGUUGGGGACGAGCGUCACAAGAGACCCGGGCUAUCCAUCAACAGAACAGAGAAACACUGCAGGGCAUGGUUCAAAGAGCUCACAGAGCCACAAUGACACCCCCUGCCCUGAGAAACCUCUUGGGCCUGUUAGACAAAACCCAGGCAGGGUGACGACAGUCACGGCACCAGAGAGCUUAGUCACUGCUACCCAAAAACGAAGCAUGGCCCUUUCACCAGAGAGCCGUGGUGAAGACUUGUGUGAGAGCAGGGCCUUGAAAAGGAAACGGACAGCAUCAAUGUCUAUGGCUAAUGAUGAGCAGGGCCUUGACCACCAGGGUCCAUGCACCCAGUGUCAGCCAGCUGUGAUGGUAGAACCCAAUCGGCCAGUCCCAUGUACCCAGUGUCAGUCACCUGUGGUAGAGCCCAAUGGGACAGAUGGUUCAAUGGGUGAGGAGGGGUCUGCUUGGUCUGGCUGUGUUUCCUGUGGUAGGGAGGGGAGACUGAGGAAGAGACAGAGAGGGUCCAGUUAUGCUCCUCACAUGGCAGAACCUCCUGUAGGUCACAAUGUUCACAUGGCAGAACCUCCUGUAGGUCACAGUGUUCACAUGGCAGAACCUCCUGUAGGUCACAGUGUUCACAUGGCAGAACCUCCUGUAGGUCACAGUGUUCACAUGGCAGAACCUCCUGUAGGUCACAGUGUUCACAUGGCAGAACCUCCUGUAGGUCACAGUGUUCACAUGGCAGAACCUCCUCUGGAUGUGCUGUCUGGUGGCAGAUGUAAGCUGAACGUCCAGAGUGAGAAUCUAGUGAAUACAGCCGUAGAAUACCCUGUGCUAAAAGGUCCACUUGCCAGCUAGUCCCUGAGUCAGCGCUGUAGAGCAAGCUGUAAGCCUGACGUCAGACGGUGUAGAGCACACUUAGUGCCGAGUCAGCCGUGUAGAGACAGCUGUAGUGCCUGAGUCAGCCGGCUUGAGCACAGCUGUAGUGCCCUGAGUCAGCCGGCUGUAGAGCACAGCUGUAGUGCCCUGAGUCAGCCGGCUGUAGAGCACAGCUGUAGUGCCCGAGUCAGCCGGCUGUAGAGCACAGCUGUAGUGCCCUGAGUCAGCCGGCUGUAGAGCACAGCUGUAGUGCCCUGAGUCAGCCGGCUGUAGAGCACAGCUGUAGUGCCCGAGUCAGCCGGCUGUAGAGCACAGCUGUAGUGCCCUGAGUCAGCCGGCUGUAGAGCACAGCUGUAGUGCCCUGAGUCAGCCGGCUGUAGAGCACAGCUGUAGUGCCCUGAGUCAGCCGGCUGUAGAGCACAGCUGUAGUGCCCCGAGUCAGCCGGCUGUAGAGCACAGCUGUAGUGCCCUGAGUCAGCCGGCUGUAGAGCACAGCUGUAGUGCCCUGAGUCAGCCGGCUGUAGAGCACAGCUGUAGUGCCCUGGGUCAGCCGACAAUAGAGCACAGCAGUAAGUCAAUGGGAGGCUCUCCUCUGCUCCAGAUUCAGAACAACGUUCCCAGCGUGAAAGAAGACUGUUCCUCCUCUCUCUCUCAACCUGGGCCUGUAAGAGAUCCCCCAAAUCCCCCAGAAAUAAUUGGUAUUACUAAUGAAAACAAAAACAUCACUAUUUGCCUCCCAAACUCUCCCACUGUUUCUCUCCCGAUCAUGGUACAUCAUCUAGGAAUGGGCAACAAUGGACAAGAUUGCAUAACAAGGCAAACAGUGGCAGUGGCUGCCCAGGUCAGUCAACUGGGUGUGAGAGAGAUUAUCCCCACAUCCAUCCCACCGAUGUUUCACACACAGAAGGUGAGCCUGGACAAGUCGCGUCAGCACAGUCCCCAGAGCCACCCCCACCACCAGGAGUGCCACAGCCCCCAGCCUACCCAGUUUCAGAGGUUUCAUCCUGGGGUUAGGGUUCAGGACGAGAGGGAGGUCAUGGAGAGCCUGAGAUCCGGAGGUACUAACGUUACAGCUAGCCCCUACCACAAUCACAGACCACCAUGUUUCCAUCCGCAGCACCCGUCUGACGUUAUGGAGAAACAUCGAUGUCUCGUUCAGAUCCAGACCCACGGGCACAUCCUCCACCACCAUCAGCAACAUCAGGUGUUCCCUGGAAAGAUGAAGCCUGUCCUGUCUGGGUCUCCUGUCCCCAUGUCCCCCUCCUGUCCUCCCAUGCUCCACCCUGUCCACCUUUCUCCAUCCCCCAUGUCCCCCAUGUCGACCGGGUCCAUCACUAUCCGACACACCAUCCUCCACCACCAACAUCACCACCAUGCAGCCUUCCUCCCUCCUCACCCCCAACCAACUCUCUUACCCCAGGUUCUUCCAGUCCCAGUCAGCCGCCUGCGUAUGGGGGCAGAAAUGUGUCCCUCUGGCCCCUACCCGCCUCCCUUUGUGACCUCACCAUCGCAGCUCUCGGUAAUGGCCCCGCCCAAUUUACACCACCACCCAAUGGCGGUGACAUUCCACACCAUGCCCCGCCCAGCCAUGUUCCCCUCCAUGCUGCAGCCACACCCACAUCCUACCGUCAUCCCUCUACAGCCCAUGUUUUGA